AUGACGGGCAACGGCGUCGACGACGUUCGGAAGAAAGCUGGGAGUCGUUACAACAGCGCCCGACACGACGAGUCCAAGACCGUCACAGACCGUCACGUGACUGUGCCGAAGACUCCGGGCGCCCAGUUUGGUCUAUCCUUGCAUCCAACCCAUCGCGACGAGGACACCUCGAAUUCCCACACACCACCGCUUGCUAAUAUCUCCUCGGACCUCUUUAAGUUCAUUCUGCGACUAUGGCACGAAUUCGGUUUCUGGGUCUCUUGUGUGAUGCAAGCACUGGCUGGAUUCAUCCUGAGCAUCAUGGCUACGGCUCUCAGCCAACUUGAACCUACGCUGCGCGAGAGGCCACCUCCUAUGGUACCGCUGACCCCCUCUGAGCCGUCGCCACCGAUUCGCACCUCCUCCAUCACCGUACACUCAGACCCUGAACCCUACCCCUCUUUCAAUCGCUCCUGGCAUGAUCCUCACCGCUCUAUACCUCCCUCAAUGCCGACCUUACCUGAAUGCCCACGAGCCGAGCUGAUAACGACGGGGGAUCCAGUGACUUCCAGUGGGACGUUUGGUCAGGCGGCGCCCUUGGCUUCGCUUCCAGAUAUGAAAAUUUCAGGACGCAAGCUCAAGAGGAAAGCGACCGUCGCGCAGCGAGUCGAUCGAUCUCCUAGCACCGAUUCGUCGACGAACCAGCAGAGCACGCAUCGAGGAAACGGUGCCAUGCAAAAGAAGAAUUCUACUUCAGUGGCGCGCACCUACCCUUACGAAGCCCCAUACUUCUUCCCUACACCGGCUUCGCCGGAGGCCUACGGAUAUGUACACAACGUUCGAGUGAAUUCACAAUCAUACACCAAGCCUUAA
This is a messenger RNA of Heterobasidion irregulare TC 32-1, 852 nucleotides long. RefSeq lists its product as uncharacterized. Bases 1 to 852 code for a protein of 283 amino acids. The transcript is spliced from 6 exons. Lineage: Eukaryota; Fungi; Basidiomycota; Agaricomycetes; Russulales; Bondarzewiaceae. The record is from RefSeq and is a predicted model, not a curated record.